AGGCUGGAGGGGACUUGUGGAGGUCAUCUGGUUCAAUCUCCUUACUCAGAUAGGACCACACAGUUUCUUUUAACAGUGUUGGUAUAGCAAGAUAUUUGUUGAAGAUUGCUUGUUUAUAACUAUCAACACGCUAUGCCAUUGUUCGUACUAGUGCUCAGUCAUUCUUCUUGUUCACAUAGUUGGAAAUAAGUGCCCCUCUAAUGACUCUCUCCUGUUAACAGAGGAGAUACGUUUCCAGCCAGUACUUGUCCCUUACAUGUGUGCUUAUAUUGGCGCUUCUUAGGUCCCUUCUGUGGGCAGUUAAAUUUGCUGUACAGUGAUUCAGCCUCCUUCACCACUGCAGCUAGUAUCUGUACCUUCCCCCACUACCCUUCAAGCCAGUACUCCUGGUAUCUGCUAUGCUAGUGAAAUCAGUGGUCUCUCUGAAUCACAGAAUCACCAAGGUUGGAAAAUCCCAUGAGUGGGAGAACCAAGGAAGAGUUAAGCAUAGAGGAAAAAGAAGAGUAAGGCCUCAAGACAUUUUCCAAUAGGUGGCAGCAGCAACUUGUUGUACAGGGUUGAAUUGGCAGAGAUGGAAAAGUAGAAACAGGUAUGUGAUAAACAGACAAAGAAAUUUCAUUUAGGAUAAUUUGCUGGCUUUUAAUAAACAGCAUCCUGUUAAAGGAUUUUUCUCAGAACUCAGUCUGCCAAAGCUGUUGCGAUACGCAACACUGAAUUUGAGGAUAUUUACCAAAAGAGCUCUGUAAAAUUAUUUAGAAAGGAAUCUCUGCAAAUGACAGCUGUUUACCGAACUACCUGUUGUAGGAUCUUCUGAGAAGGCAGAUAAGUGUAGGUGCAUCUGGGUAACCAUAAUGAUAUGGUAGGAUUUAAACAAGAGGAAACACAUUUUUAAGCGAUGUGUUUUGGGCUUUUUGUGCAUGAGCAGGUAAUACUCACACGGAGUAUGUGGGCAAAUCAACAUUCAUGACUUUUCCCUGGUCUAUUACAAACAAGAUCUGUUGCUCACGAUCCAUUUCUAGGAAGUGGUUCUGCCCAAUGAUGACAAGAAAAAAUGCAGUCUAUUUCUGGCAAUCAUUGAUUCUGAAGAAUUUUAAUAAUGCUCAGUAAUUAUUCAUCUAAAGAAGUUAUAAACGUCAGACUUGGCUGUUCAAAUCCUUAAAUUGAAAAUGCACCAAUGUUGUUGAAAAGGUCUAUUAGAGUUAUUAAUUUUUUACUCAGGCAAGUAUGAAGCAUGUAUGUGCGAAUAGGAUAGGAACUUACCUGACUUGCAUAAUUCCCAACAUUUUUAAAAAGAAAGAGAAUAAUGUGCCAGGGAUGCUUUUUUGAACAUGGCCAAAGCAUAGGCAUUAGCUUGGGCUCCCUGUGAUUUGCAUGGGUGCUGUCACAGCGUAAGUUGCUUCUGACUGGAAGCCUUCUUCAUAUGGUGAGCUCUAGGAGGGUUGUAUGCCAGUAGCUUGUCCCACAGAGCUGGAAGCACUUGCAUCAGUAGAAUGCGGGAUUCGUACCUCUUUGUGGCCUUGUAGGUCUGUUUAUCCAAGAGCUCUUUUGGACUGUAAAACCUGAGAAAUAAGGAAGAUCACUGAAGGAAAGGCUUGUGCUACUGUUGCUGAAGGUAAAACCUUAGCAAGGAGAUAAUGUGCAGCCCUUAUAUAAACAGGGUACUUAGUAUUAGAUAAGCUGUUUUUUCUUAAUUAUCUUGUUUAUUAUAACACAAAAGUGUUCUUACUUAUAAAGGUGCUGCAAAUUGAUGUUAUUGUCUUAGCUUUCACUUUAUUUUCCACUCUUUUUCCACUGCUCGAGAUUUAUUAAAGAGAACAAAUGCAGUAGAACGUUGCCAGCUUUGUGAAGGGCAGAGAUCAAGUACUGGUUACUGCGUGUGAACAGGUGAACAGACAGUAAAUGAUAGAAGACACUCGUUCUUCAACAGUAACAGGGGACAGUGAUUUGCUGGUUAAAUUUUUUUAAACUUCUGUUUUUAAAACCUGUGCCUUCGGUGAGAGUUCCUUAUAACUCUUGUACAGUAUUGCCUGAAAUAUUGCCUGGGCAGCCUGGUCUAGUGGUUGGCAGCCCUGCCCAUGGCAGGGGGGUUGAAACUAGAUGAUCUUUGAGAUCCUUUUCAACCCAGGCCAUUCUGUGUUUCUAUGAAAUAUAGGUGUAAUCCUCCUGCUGUUUUUUUUAAUGUGUUUGUGAGGUGGUAUUCUUCUCUUUUAUUCUGGACUGUUUGGAUAAUGUACUCGCUUAGGGAACACCAACACAUUUAAAGACCAAAGAUGUAGUUUCAUGAGCAUUUCUUUCCAUGUCAACAUUGGCAUGAGCCACACUGACCUUAGCUGCUUAUUCCUGCCUUGCCCCUCAGUUGCACUAGUGUAACUGUUCCAGGUGGCUGGGCAGCAAAGCAGAUUGUGGAAUUUACCAUCAGAAAAAUAUUAUUUUUAACCUGGAUCGAUUCCCUGACCGGUCUCACUGCUCAGCUGCACAAACAGUUGUGCCAGCACAGCUGAGAGAUGAGGACUGCAUAAGCUGGUGCUGCAGUGAAACAAAAGUGCUUGUGAAACUGCAGCCGAUGGCUCAGGCUGUGUGUUAUAGGUGUUUUGCCAGUACGACUAGACUGCAUUGUCAAAACACACCUCUUACAGAUACAGCUUUCACCAGUACAGCAGAUUUUAUAGAAUCAUAGAAUCGCUAAGGUUGGAAAAGACCCACAGGAUCAUCCAGUCCAACCAUUUUGCCCUUCACCAAUGGUUCCCGCUAAACCAUGUCCCUCCCUUUUGAUUGCACUUACGCUUUGGUGUUGUCAAAAUACGUAUACGCCACUUCAGAAAGUGUAUGUUAAUUCUGUAGAAUUCUGCUUUACUUAAACAGUCUUGAACCACUGUAGAUUUUCAGAAGAUGAGAGAAGUAUCAAGCCAAGGAAGUGCUUACUUGGAGUACAUCUAAUGUUGAGUUCAUGGUUUUCAUCUUUAACUACAUUGUUACUCCUCAGGACGAAAAAGUGAGAUUCUUACAGGAAAUGUGAGUGUCACUUGCUAAGUAGAUGCUAAAAUAAGCUAAAACUUCUGAAGAAGACGUUUAAUGUUGCAGAAGAUAACAUGGAUUUUCUUAAGAAUUACGUUUUUGUCAAUGUAUUUGCAAAGGUGAUUAUAUAUUUAUGGCCUUCUUCCAACCACAUUUGACUACUAAUGUAAAAUUGAUUUUUCAUUCUGUAAAUAGAGUAUGUUUUAUGUUUUAUUCUUAUAACGAUUGAAGCUCAUAUGCCUGUAAAACACGAUUUCAUUGAUCUUAGUUGGUAAUUAGUGUUUGGAGUGCCGUAUGCCCAAUUUUACUUCCUUCUAUCAGACUUUGUACUACUUAAAUGACAAUGAGAAAUGUUUGGUUUUAAACCAAAAUAUUUUUCUAAGUAGUUGUAUAGAAUGUUGAUUAUAGUCAUAUAAUGUUGAAGUUGAGCAAUUGCAGAUCAACUGAGAAAUUUAAGUUGAUAUUACAGUAGAAAUCUGUGUGUGUUCCUUUAAGAGUUUAUUAUCCCUAUGGCAGCAACUAGAAGAAGCUUUUUUUAAUUCUGCAAAGUUUAAGGUUUUGUUUAAAAAAAAAAAGGGGGGGGGGGGGGGUAGAAGCAGCUCUGAACCUUCUACAUUUUGUGGCUUGGAGAGGAAAUACAAAUCCGUUCUUUGUAGACAGUGUUUUUUGCUGAUCCUUCGUAGCUUUCCUAAGCACUGAAGCAAAAUUUUAAUAUGUGGGUAAAGUUACUGAUCUGCACAAGAGUGAAUUUGCUAAAAUCACUGAUAUUUGAGAAAGUUAUGCGAUAUUUCAGAAACUAUUAAGAAAACUCGAGCAGAAAUUUCUUCAAAAGAUGGAAAAAGGCGUACGGGUGAUCAGCUACUUUCACUGGAAUAGUAAUUUUCCUUGGAAUCUGAAAGAAUGCUGCUAGCUUCCAGUGGAAGAGAGUCAUCUUUGAUAGAAUUUUAAGAGUUAAUGGGAAGAAGAACUUGCUUUUGUUUCUUUUCUGGUAUAAAUUAAGAAACAAGGCAUACUUCUCAAAAGAAAAUGCUGGGUCAGAAGAGAUGAGUACUCCCUUUACUAAGGCCUAAAACUGCCUGUUGAAAAACAAUCCUGACCAGGCAAUAUACGAAUGGCCCAAGGAAGCCAGCAAAUUGAUAUUCGGGUUUUACAUGACCUGCGACAGAAGUUUCCUGAGGUACCUGAAGGUGUUGUAUCCAGAUGCAUGUUACAGAAUAACAAUAAUUUGGAUGCCUGUUGUGCAGUUCUGUCUCAGGAGAGCACAAAGUAUCUCUAUGGUGAAGGAGACCUAAGUUUCUCGGAUGAUUCUGCAAUUCCUGGACUACGAAAUCACAUGACAUCUCUUAAUUUGGAUUUGCAGUCACAGAAUGUGUAUCACCAUGGAAGAGAUGGAAGAAUGAAUGGAAGUAGGACUCUAGCUCACAGUGUUAGCGAUGGACACCUUCAAACCAAGCAGCCCAACAAUGAACUAUUUCAGCAGGAACCACAGACUGCACCUGCGCAGGUUCCACAAGGAUUUAAUGUCUUUGGAAUGGGUAAUACAGUUAGUGCUUCUAAUCCAGGGCAACAUCUUGGAUUUCACCUAGGCAGCAAAGGAGUAUCUAACUUGUCUCAACAAACACCCAGAUUCAACCCAAUCAUGGUAACCUUAGCCCCAAAUAUUCAGCCUGGCCGCAAUACCCCUACAUCUUUGCACAUACAUGGUGUACCUCCUCCUGUACUUAACAGUCCACAGGGAAAUUCUAUCUAUAUUAGGCCUUAUAUCACAGCUCCUAGUGGUACAGCUCGACAGACACAGCAGCAGGCAGGCUGGGCAUCUCAGUUUAAUCCUAUGCAUCCUCAGCAAGUCUACCAGCCUUCGCAGCCGAGUCCUUGGACUACUCUUCCUACAUCCAAUACUACGCCACAUACCUCAUCGCAACACUCAACGCAGCCGAAUCAGCAAGGCCACCAGACUUCUCAUGUCUAUAUGCCUAUCAGUUCUCCUACUACUCCACAAGCACCUAUGAUUCAUUCAUCUGGUAGCGCACAAUCCUCUGCUCAUAGCCAAUACAACAUUCAGAAUAUAUCCACAGGACCUCGCAAAAACCAAAUUGAAAUCAAACUUGAACCACCACAGAGAAAUAGUUCUUCUAAGUUGCGUUCAACUGGCCCUCGCACCUCCACUACUCCCUCUUCCCUCAACAGCCAGACAUUAAGUAGAAGUCAGCCCACUGUUUACAUAUCGGCCAGUCCUCCAAAUACUGAUGAAGUGAUCACACGUGGUCAGCCUAAGGUCUACAUUUCAGCAAAUGCCACCACAGGAGAUGAUCAACUAGUACGGAACCAGCCCACGCUUUUCAUAUCAACAAAUCCUGGAGUAUCUGCCACUUCUAGGAAUAUGUCUGGUCAAGUAAGCAUGGGUCCUGCAUUUAUUCAUCACCAUCCACCCAAGAGUCGAGCAGUGGGCAACAGCACCACUGCAACCUCUCCUCGAGUGGUUGUUACGCAGCCUAACACAAAAUAUACUUUUAAAAUUACAGUUUCUCCAAAUAAGCCCCCUGCAGUUUCCCCAGGGGUAGUCUCCCCAACCUUUGAGCCUACAAACCUUCUAAACCUUCCUGAUCACUAUGUUGAACCAGAGGGUAUCCAGCAUCUUACUGACCCUGUUUUAGCACAUGUGGAUAGGAUCAGUGAUGCACGAAAAUUGAGUAUGGGAUCUGAUGAUGCUGCCUACACGCAAGCUUUACUGGUACAUCAGAAGGCCAGGAUGGAGCGACUUCAACGAGAACUUGAGAUUCAAAAGAAAAAGUUGGAUAAACUAAAAUCAGAGGUCAAUGAAAUGGAGAAUAAUCUGACACGAAGGCGGCUGAAAAGAUCGAAUUCUGUUUCCCAAAUUCCAUCACUGGAAGAAAUGCAACAGUUAAGAAGUUGUAACAGACAGCUGCAGAUAGACAUAGAUUGCCUAACCAAAGAGAUUGAUCUUUUUCAAGCAAGAGGACCACAUUUUAAUCCCAGUGCUAUUCAUAAUUUUUAUGAUAAUAUUGGAUUUCUUGGUCCGGUGCCACCAAAACCCAAAGAUCAGAGGUCCAUUGUGAAAACACCAAAGACUGUUCCAGACGCAGAUGAAGAUGAGGGAGCUCAGUGGAGUUGUACUGCCUGUACUUUUUUAAACCAUCCAGCCUUAAAUCGCUGUGAACAGUGUGAAAUGCCCAGGCAUUUCUGAGCCAACAGGCCUGUUAUCUUCUGUAAAACCACAGCAAACGUACAAGGAACUAUCCAGUCAUUGGGGGCAGAAAAAAGCAUUUUUGUGUAGGAUUUUGUAAAACUGAAGGCGUGACGAGAUGGCGUUUGUAAUGUUAAAUGUCAGCCCACAGAGCUAGUAAUGCCUCAGUGUUGUGUCACAGGCAGUUGAAAUUCAUCGGCUGAAAGGUAAUCUGCUGAAAGACUCAGUUGCCAGCUGCCUAAACCAUGUACAGUAUUACCAUAUCCCAGUAACACACACCGUGUUCAGUGCUUGGGUGUUGCCCAUCCUCUUCUCUGCCCCGAUGUCACUACUGAAUUUUGACAGGGGAAAGGAAUAGAGUGCUCGCAUUUUUGUUUUCAGAGCUUUCAGUGAAACACUACAUGCACAGAGGAAAUCUAAAAGGAACAAGGUUUAACUAUUUAAACUGUUUGCUGCCACAUAGUGCCUUUGAUAAAGGGAGGAACUUCACACACCAGUGGUACUCUUUGCCUUGUCUUCCCUGAAAACAUCUCUGUGAAGCCAGAAACCAGUACAAUCACAUCUAAAGAUGAAAAGGAAAAACUGCAUGCGUUGUCUGUACAAUACACACAGUGAAAUACCCCAAAGCUUUUCCUACUGUACAUAGCUCUAGAGCCUGCUUUAAGUGAUUUCUUUUCUUCACCUUUAUUAUUUUCUUGUACUUCUGUAUGUAUAGUGUAAUAGUCUUUUUGUUAACUUUCUUUUUUUUUCCCUUUAAGUGAUUAAGCACGAUCAUGUCCCUUUUUUUUAAGCUUUUAUCUGAGAGAAGCAAUGCCUUAAAAUAAGAGCAUUAAUAAGAAACUAUGCACAAAAUAGCUUUCCUCUGCUCAUUCUGUACAUUGCUCUUGUAAAUGCUGAUGAUCUGUGAAGACCUGCAGAUGCAGCGUGGUAAAAAUGCAGGAAAAGUUGGAAGAGUUAUGCAUAUAGUUCACUCUGUACACUGAGUUUUACGGUGGGUGACACAAGGUAGCAUUUUGUCUGGCGUGAGGAAAUAAACUAAGAAACUUUCAACCCACCAACAGAUCAGCUUCUGAUUUAAGCUUGCUUCAUCUGCUGGGUAUCUUGCAGACUCCUGAAGAGAGAUUCGUUGGGGAAGUACACACAGUGCCAAAUCAACAGCAGCAGCAUCAUACAGCUUUGUUCAAGAACUUUAAAUGCUUUCCUGUUUUGGCAGCCAGUUUCUAAACCUGACUUGUGGUGAAGUCUCAUAUUUAUAGAAAACAAGGAUAGCAAUAUUUAGGACAACUGAAAUAAAGGCUGGAAAAAAGAAAUCAAACAGACUUGAACACUGAAGCAACCUCAAGCAUCUCUUUUUUUUUGAUGAUCUAUUUUUUUAAGGAAAAUAUUCACAUGAUCGGGAAUGUAUGUAACAGAUGGAGAAAAUGGAAUUACAGUACGUAUGAAAGACAGCACACGAUUAUGUAGCAGCACUUAAAGUGAGGCUGGAGGGAGUGCUAACUAUGUAGCAAGAGACAAAGUAGACUGUCACCCACUGUAAACAUUUGCCAGUGGACAUUUUCAUUAGGAAUUUUACAAGUGAUCUAUGUGAAUACACGAAGGCCUUUGUUUUGAAGGCUUUGCAUUUUUUUAUGUGGGAAGAAAAUGCCAAUCCCAGGUAAUUAGGCAGUAGACCCAAAGCACUUGCAUUCAAUGCAUUUUGUUUAUAAAAUGAGGCCUUGUUUUUCAGCUUCAUCUGCAGUUCUAUGUGAAGAUUGACAAAUCAGUUUUUACCUGUUUAUUAAUAAAACCUAAUUUGGAUAUCUUGAGUUGAUGGUUUUGUGAUUUAGCUGGGUAAACUGUCUUUGUAACAGAUAAGUUAUUUAUAAAAAUUAAAAAAAAAAAUUAUAUUCUAA
This is a messenger RNA of Gallus gallus (chicken), 8112 nucleotides long. RefSeq names its product TGF-beta activated kinase 1/MAP3K7 binding protein 2 (gene TAB2). Gene Ontology annotation, biological process: positive regulation of protein kinase activity. Gene Ontology annotation, molecular function: ubiquitin binding; K63-linked polyubiquitin modification-dependent protein binding. The transcript has 7 exons. Bases 4127 to 6220 code for a protein of 697 amino acids. Lineage: Eukaryota; Metazoa; Chordata; Aves; Galliformes; Phasianidae. The record is from RefSeq and is a predicted model, not a curated record.